AUGGCGCAAAAUUACUUAGACUUAGCACCAUGGAGGUUAUACUUCGACGGUUCAAGACAUAAGCAUGGAUCUGAGGUAGGGGAAGUCAUAAUUUCUCCAGAUGGAAUUCUAGCAGAGUUCAAAUACAGAAUUAAAGGGGUAUGCACAAAUAAUGAGGCAGAAUACAAGUCACUGAUCACAGGACUUGAACUACUGCUAGAAUUGGGGGCAAUGAAUUUCGAAAUUAUGGGAGACUCGGAGUUAGUGAUUGAGCAAGCAUCGAAAGAAUACAGGUGUGUUAAAGAAAAUUUAAUCAUGUAUUUUGUGGUUACCAUCAGAUUACUCAAGAAGUUUGAGCAAGUCAACCUCCAGCACAUACCACAGAAAGAGAACCAAAGAGCAAAUGAUUUGGCGCAGGAGGCUUCAUGGUACAAAGCAUCGAAAGACCAGGAUGAAGAUGUCCAAGUAAGAGAGAAAGUACGAGCGACAUUGUUAUCACCAUCAGAUUUGUCGACUAUAAAGUUGGGAGCCGUAGAUAAAUGUCAUUUUGAAAUUUUGACCGUCGACGACGAAGGGGAAAGUGAUUGGCGUAAACCGCUAGUCGAUUAUUUACGUAAUCCUGUAGGGUCGACAGAUCGAAAGAUAAAAUAUAGGGCUCUUAGCUACGUCUUGGUGAAUGAUGAACUAUUCAAAGAGACAGUUGAAGGAGUGUUACUAAAAUGCCUGAGAGAAAGCGAGGCAUAUGUGGUUGUGUCUAGCCCCUGGCCUUUUCGAGGGUGGGCACUGGAUGUUAUCGGAGAAAUAAAACCAGCCUCGUCGAAACAACAAAGAUUUGGCAUCCCAGAAACAAUCACAACCGACCAGGGGUUAGUUUUCACUGGUCGAAAAGUGCAAGAUUUUGCCAAAGAAAUGGGAAUCAAAUUACUGACUUCUACCCCCUAUUACCCACAGGCGAAUGGCCAAGUCGAAGUUGCUAAUAAGGUGAUCAUCAGCCUAAUAAAGAAACACAUAGUGUUGCCAGUAGAGAUUCAGGUCCAAGCGGUCAGAACCCAAAGGCAAUAUGAAAUACCUUCUGAAGAUUAUUGGAGCAUGAUGACAGACGAACUGGUCGACGUAGAUGAAGAGAGAAUGUUAGCCUUGGAAUCCCUACGAAGUCAGAAAGAAAAAGUCGCCAGAGCCUACAAUAAAAAGGUGAAAGGAAAAAUGUUUGCUGUUGACGAUCUAGUUUGGAGAGUGAUCUUGCCUAUGGACAGAAAGGAUAGAGUUUUGGGUAAAUGGUCCCCUAAUUGGGAAGGACCGUUUAAGGUUUUGCAGGCCUUUUCUAAUAACACCUACGAGGUCGAGGAGUUGGCACCAGAUAGGCAAAGUACUUGA
Molecule: messenger RNA, 1353 nt
Organism: Lathyrus oleraceus (garden pea)
Lineage: Eukaryota; Viridiplantae; Streptophyta; Magnoliopsida; Fabales; Fabaceae
Exons: 4
Coding region: 1-1353 (450 amino acids)
Biological process (GO): DNA integration
Molecular function (GO): nucleic acid binding; RNA-DNA hybrid ribonuclease activity
Source: RefSeq, a predicted model, not a curated record